Contarinia nasturtii (swede midge) is the source of this 2331-nucleotide messenger RNA. It is a transcript of the gene NELF-B, whose product is annotated as negative elongation factor B. The record is from RefSeq and is a predicted model, not a curated record. The coding region runs from base 128 to 1891 and encodes 587 amino acids. Lineage: Eukaryota; Metazoa; Arthropoda; Insecta; Diptera; Cecidomyiidae. Gene Ontology annotation, biological process: negative regulation of transcription elongation by RNA polymerase II. Gene Ontology annotation, cellular component: nucleus; NELF complex. The transcript has 4 exons.
CGCAUCUAAACGUCAAACACCUUAAACAAAUUGGCUUCAUAAAUGCGUAUACAAAUCGAAAUUGGUGUUUUUUUUUUGACAAAUUGUAAAUUGUAUUGAAUAUUUUUUUCAUUUUCAACGUAAAAAAAUGACAGCACCAAAAUUACCCGGCACCGGUUUAGAGGAUGUUCGAAUACCGGGACAAACAUUUUUACGUGAUGCAUUGACUUCAUGUACGGAUCCACUGAAAGCAAUCGAAACAUUUCAAGUUGAAAAUGGAAUACUUCUUCCGUCAUUGCGUCCGAUGCUUCCAUUGCUCGAUUUGCAUGGUGUUCGUCGUCUUGAUUUCCAUACAUCUGUGUUGGAAGAGUUGCGUGAAAAAUUGGUGUCACGUAUCAAUGAAUUGGGCAGCAAAGAAGGUCGAGAACGUGAUAAAAAACUUAAAGAAUUGCUGACAAAAAGUUUUCCAGUUGUACGUGUAAAAGCAUUGCGGCCAGUUGUAAUGAGUAUUUUACGUAAUACAUCACAAAUUGAUGAUAAAUACUUACGAAUUUUGGUCAGAGACAAAGAACUCUACAUGGACACCGAUACUGAAGUGAAACGUCAAAUUUGGCGAGACAAUCAAUCACUAUUUGGCGAUGAGGUAUCACCACUUUUAUCGCAAUACAUUCGAGAAAAAGAGCAUAUUCUUUUUGAUCAUACAAAUUUAACAAAUUUAUUCUUUUUGCCAUCGCCAAAAGUACGGCGUCAAGGUGAAGUGGUUCAAAAAUUGGCUAAUAUGAUUGGUACAAGUGUCAAACUGUAUGAUAUGGUUUUACAAUUUUUGCGAACACUAUUUUUACGUACACGAAAUGUUCAUUAUUGUACUUUACGUGCUGAAUUACUUAUGGCACUGCACGAUCUCGAAGUACAAGAAAUCAUUUCAGUUGAUCCAUGCCACAAGUUCACAUGGUGUUUGGACGCUUGUAUUCGUGAGAAAAAUGUUGACAUCAAACGAUCACGUGAAUUGCAAGGUUUUCUUGAUAAUAUUAAACGAGGACAAGAACAAGUUUUGGGCGAUCUAUCAAUGACUUUAUGUGAUCCAUAUGCGAUUAACUUUUUGGCCACAUCAGCCAUUAAAAUUCUUCAGCAUUUAAUCAAUAAUGAUCAAUUGCCGCGCGACAAUACGAUACUUAUAUUGUUGUUACGUAUGUUGGCACUUGGAUUGAGCGCUUGGGUUAUGAUCGAUUCACAAGAUUUUAAGGAACCAAAACUUGAAAGUCAAGUUAUUACCAAAUAUUUACCAGCAUUAAUGUCACUUAUGGUUGAUGAUCAAGUACGGCAUUUACAUUCACGAUUGCCACCCGAUGAACGUGAAAGUGCCAUCACAAUUAUUGAGCACUCAGGUCCAGCGCCAGAUUCAGUGGAGGCAUUCAUUCGAGAGAGCAGCGUUGCAUCAAUUAUUGCCAUGUAUUAUACAUUACAUACGGCCCGUCAAAAGGAUCGCGUUGGAAUUUUACGUGUUUUAGCAGUCUUGGCGUCAUGCAAAAAUGAUCGGGCAUACGAAGAUCCAUUUUUACAUUCUCUGAUUGCAUUACUGGUUCCAAUGGCAGACGAAUUUGUCCACGAAGAAUUUUGCACCGGAUUGUUUGAUGAAUUUUUAUUUGCGGGCUUGACCCGUGAUAACGUUACCAGACAUAUGUUAAAAUUGUUAUGGUACAUUCAUCCAAAACUUCCGCCGGGUCGCCUGACAACGCUAAUGAAAGCACUACAACCAACGGCCCAACACAACGAAAGUGUUCACCAUUUGUACAAUAGUUUACAAGAACGAAUUGGCAUUGCAAUACAAGAAUCGGCCGCUCAAGAGAUAACCGACGUUGAUUUUGAUUCACCGUUGAAAAGCGUUCCAACACCCGGACCACAUUACCUGUAAUCAUUUAAGACAAUUUACAAGAAGCCUGAAAAAUCAACUAUUACAUGGGAAAAUUGAACAAAUAAUGACUUGAUGCCACAAAAUGUCCAAUAAAAAAUUAAAUCCCGGCACCGUCGUUGAAAAAAUUCCCAAAUGCUAUGAAGUAUUAAGAGCUGUAAUAUUUUGGUUUGUCAUAUCCUCAAAACUUCAGAAAACAACGUUUUUUUAUUUCAUAUAUUGAAUCAUAACCUCAAACUGUUUGUUUUGAAAAAAUAUCAAUGAAAAUGUUUAAUCGAUAUUUAUGUUUUAAUAAUAUCAAUAGAUUAUUUUCAGUUGUACUUCGUACAUACGUUUAAGGAAUUUUUUUACAGUGUUUAAAAAAAUGAAACAUUUAAUUGGAGAUUUUUAUAUGAAAAGUAAUAAAGCGAAUGAGCAGUGUGGAAAAUCAAUGGAUCAAGUAA